CCCCCGGCCCGGCCCCGCCCCUUCCCGCCGCGCGCCGCUUCCGCGCCGGGCGCCGCCCGUUCCUGUCAGGCCCCCGAGGCGCGGCGGCGGCGGCGGCGGCACUGCAUGACCACAACUGAACCAUGUCUGUCCCACGUGGAGCUGUCCAUGCAAAAUGGAUAGUGGGGAAGGUAAUUGGGACCAAAAUGCAGAAAACUGCCAAAGUGAGAGUGACGAGGCUUGUGCUGGAUCCCUACUUGCUGAAGUUCUUUAACAAAAGAAAAACCUAUUUUGCCCAUGACCCACUGCAGCAGUGUGUUGUUGGAGACAUUGUUCUUCUGAAAGCUCUGCCCGAGCGAAGGAGCAAACACGUGAAACACGAACUGGCUGAAAUCGUGUUCAAGGUUGGCAAUGUCAUAGAUCCCAUCACAGGAAAGCCCUGUGCAGGGACCAGAUUCCUGGAAAACCUCUCAGAUUCUGAGAAUCUCACCGAGGCAGAUACUACCUAUCUAAGUGAGAAGCUUCAGGAACUUAAAGUUUGUUCAACAGACAAACAGUAGGGGAAGUAUUUUAAGCAGAGGGCUUCCAGCUUUUGUCUCUCUCUGUCAGGGAUGUUUGAAGCCCUGCUGUGAUAUGUUCAAUGUUUCAGUGAAAUCUGUAGUCAAAAUAAAUGGUAAAUGUAGUUGCUUAUGCAAAGAGAUGUUUUUGCAGAUUGAUGGGCACCUGGAGCUUUGAAUGGAAAUACAGAGAAAAACACAAGUUUAGUGUUGACACUUCAUUUUGGUAUCUGUAGUUUUGCCCCAGUGACAGUUCCCAAAGCCAGCUGCCCUCCUGGAAUGACCCCUCUGUUUUAAGACAAGACUACAACUUUGUGAUGUUUAAUUUUGGGGGGAGGGUCAUUAUAUUACUUGAUUGUUCUGUAUUUCAGGCAGCCUUUUCUGGUUUGUAGGGUUACUGGAGAAGAUGCUAUUAAAGCUUUUGAAAGGAAGUGUAGAAUUUUAAAA
Messenger RNA from Prinia subflava (tawny-flanked prinia), 983 nucleotides. RefSeq names its product mitochondrial ribosomal protein S17 (gene MRPS17). Gene Ontology annotation, biological process: mitochondrial translation. Gene Ontology annotation, cellular component: mitochondrial small ribosomal subunit; ribosome. Bases 123 to 539 code for a protein of 138 amino acids. The record is from RefSeq and is a predicted model, not a curated record. Gene Ontology annotation, molecular function: structural constituent of ribosome. The transcript is spliced from 3 exons. Lineage: Eukaryota; Metazoa; Chordata; Aves; Passeriformes; Cisticolidae.